AUGAAUCAUGCAUAUUAUGUACCUUCCCAACAAAUUAGCUACCAUAUUUAACAGUAACCAUGUUAGAACAGAAAUCCCGAUAAUAUUGCUGAGAAAUUAAAAUUACUUAAAUCCAAAAAACAUGUUAAUCAAUCACUGCACACAAACAAGGACUACCUGAAUAAAUAACACUCAAUAAAAAGUUAGAAAAACAUCUCCUCAACCAAAUUACAUUCUUCUCGAAGACUAAAAUCUCAAGACGAAGAAUAAAUUUCAUAAAUAAUGAAUGAUGCUAUCAGAUAACUACCUAAACAAUCCAAACGUAUUAAUGGUUAUCUGGUUAAGUAAUAACUAAGUUCAAAUUCCUAUCAAAUUCAUAAGUAAUAAAAAAUUUCUGACUACCACACCGUUAACAAAGAUAAAACUGUUAUAAAGACUGAACCUGACACAUAACUUUGCAGCGACAGAAUCCUAUGUUAUAAAACUCCGAUUAUCAUUCCAAAAUAAAUUCAAUCUAAAGAAUAGAUUAAAUCUAUUUGCAACUUAAUAUCUCCAUAACAUAAGCCGGCUGAAGAAAUCACGAAUCUCAAAUUAGAAAUUAGAAAUUAAAAUCACAGAAAGAAUUACAAACUCAAAACCGAAGUUUAAGAAAAAAUACUUGAUCUGCUCCUGCUCUCUACAAGAGAACUUAAAAUCAAGCUAUCAGACAAAAAAACAAAAUAAACCUCAAUCCCCAAAACUACAAGAGCUGGAUUACCAGUAGACUUUUUUAAUUUUAAAAAAUGA
Messenger RNA from Paramecium tetraurelia, 765 nucleotides. RefSeq lists its product as uncharacterized. The record is from RefSeq and is a predicted model, not a curated record. The transcript is spliced from 2 exons. Lineage: Eukaryota; Ciliophora; Oligohymenophorea; Peniculida; Parameciidae.